AUGGAUCGGAUAAUAACAGAUUCUAGGGAAUGGAAGUUAAAGAAAAGGGACGUUUGCCCCCAGCCUAGAAGGAACGUUUCCUCCAGAGACCUAGGCUGUGGGCGCCAAUUCCAUGACGUCCACGUCCGCGGGCUGGUCAGUUGGAAGAGUCAGAGCGGCCAUCCCCAGCACGAGCCACGUCCAGGCCUCCGCAGAGACCCUCCUGCAAUGCCUGAAGCCCUAGUGAAAGUGGAGCCCCAGGCCAUGCAGGCUCAGCCUGCGGGGAGCACAGUGUCCGGGGAGGCCAGGGAGGCCAGGGAGGCCAGGGAGGCCAGGGAAGCCAAGGAGGCCAGGAAGACCAGGAGAAAAUCCCGGUUUAUCAGGGCGCUUUCAAUUUCCGUGAUCAAGUUCCACAAGAAAAGAAAGAAGGCUAGGUCCCAACCCUCUGUUAAGAAGCGGGGAGAACAGAAUGAAAAUUUGGAGAAGAUCCGGAGCUUGUGCUGGAAAAUCAUUCCCAGCUGUCCACAACUUAAUAAUAUCCGCUGCUUUAUGGUUUUCUUCUGCAUCGUGCUGAUAUCUCAGGGUAUUGUGUUUGGUCUCAUAUCUCUGAACAUCAGCACGCUUGAGAGUGGCAACCGUCUGAGAGCCGCUGAGAGCAUGUUGUUGUCCUCAACUUAUGAUAUUUCAUCCUGCCUGGUAGUCCUCCUUAUAUCAUACUAUGGAGGGAAAGGAAACAUACUAAAGUGGAUUACAUUUUCCUCCUUUUUAAUAGGAUUUGGAUCACUUUUCUUUGCUCUUUCUUACACUAUUGGUGAAAAUUAUCAACUGAAUAUCGAAACUGAAGAUAUUUGCAAAGAAACGAAGGUUUUGAAAGCUUGCAAGAGACACAUAUCAUUUCGAUCAAAAUAUGUAAUUUUCUUCCUCCUUGGGCAGACUAUGCAGGGAAUAGCAGGAAUGCCUCUUUAUACCCUCGGAUGGGUCUUUGUCCAUGAGAACGUUGCCACACACUCCGCUGGUAUUUAUUUAGGCCUUGCCCACGCUUCGGUAACAAUUGGAUAUGCUUUAGGUUAUGCCAUAGCAGCACCCAUACAUGGGAACCCUGAGAAUAGUACUUUUGUUAACAGCAAUGAAGACAGUAAUAAUGGUGAACACUGGCUGCAGACUUGGUGGAUUCGUUUUGUUUUUGUUUCAGUCAUUGCGUGGUCCACAAUAGUACCAUUCUCAUGCUUUCCAGAGCACAUACAAGGUACAGCAAAGAUGAACUCUGGGAAGCACAAGAAGGUUCCUUUGUUGGAGAGGAAAUACAAAGAUCAGGAAUCUGAAGCUAGCAUCAAAGAUUUAUUUGCUUCCAUUUGGAUACUGAUAAAGAGUCCAAUCUUUAUAUGCUUGUCUCUGACCCAAGCUUCAGAAUCUUUACUUAUGAUUGGAGCUUCUGAAAUUUUGCCUAAAUAUCUAGAAAAUCAGUUCAUAUUAAAUCCUCAUCAGGCAGCUACAAUUUCAGGACUUGUUCUAAUUCCAGGAGCUGCAAUUGGAGAGAUGCUGGGAGGUGUCAUUGUUUCCAAGUUACAUAUGUAUUGUAAAGGCUAUAUGAGAUUUGUAAUGGUUACAUCUGCUAUAUCACUUGUACUGGUUUUAUUUUCAUUUUUUGUACACUGUAAUUCCAUACCAUUUGCUGGAAUCAAUGAAGAUUAUGGUGGAACAGGGAAGUUGGGAGACCUGACAGCUCCUUGCAAUUCUCGUUGUAAAUGCUCGACGUUUUAUUCUCCUGUGUGUGGAAGAGACAAUAUUGGAUAUUUUUCUCCUUGCUUUGCAGGUUGUAAAUAUUCUAAAGGAGUAAAUAAUCACAAGACAUAUUUUAAUUGUUCAUGCAUUACUGAUGGAUUAACAAACUCAGAUGAUGAUGGUGAUUUUAUUGAUGCUAGAUCUGGGACAUGUGAUACAAAGUGCUAUAAAUUACCUCUGUUUGUCGUUGUUAUCUUCUCCACACUUAUAUUUGCCGGUUUUUCUAAUAUACCAAAUGUGCUGACCAUUCUUCGGAUCGUACCCAACAAACAACGUUGUCUGGCCUUGGGCCUGAGUUUUGUGCUUUUGAGAGUAUUUGGGAGUAUACCUGGACCAAUAGUGUUUAAAAUAGUAGGAGAAAGCUCUUGUACCUUUAGGGACAGUGGACGCUGCAGAAACAGAGAAAACAGAGAACACUGUUGGAUCUAUGACAAGACAAAGAUGGCCUACCUGGUUUUAGGAAUAUGCUUUUUUUGCAAAGUAUUCACUAUCUUCUCCACUGGUAUUGCCUUUGGCCUAUACAAAUGUUCAGUGAAGGAAAAGAGUGAACUCAUGUCUAUACCUGUAAAAAUGCUAAAAUUUAAAAAAAAGAGAGUGAAGGAUGAAACUGAUUUCCAACUGGAUCAUCACUGA
Messenger RNA from Artibeus jamaicensis (Jamaican fruit-eating bat), 2394 nucleotides. RefSeq names its product solute carrier organic anion transporter family member 6A1 (gene SLCO6A1). NCBI's taxonomy places the organism in Eukaryota, Metazoa, Chordata, Mammalia, Chiroptera, Phyllostomidae. Bases 1 to 2394 code for a protein of 797 amino acids. Gene Ontology annotation, biological process: sodium-independent organic anion transport; transmembrane transport. Gene Ontology annotation, cellular component: membrane. The record is from RefSeq and is a predicted model, not a curated record. Gene Ontology annotation, molecular function: protein binding. The transcript has 14 exons.